Procambarus clarkii (red swamp crayfish) is the source of this 2064-nucleotide messenger RNA. Its product is annotated as enoyl-CoA hydratase domain-containing protein 3, mitochondrial. Gene Ontology annotation, cellular component: mitochondrion. Lineage: Eukaryota; Metazoa; Arthropoda; Malacostraca; Decapoda; Cambaridae. The record is from RefSeq and is a predicted model, not a curated record. Gene Ontology annotation, molecular function: hydro-lyase activity.
GUGCAGAAAGGUAAACAGUGAUCAGCUGACUCUGGCGGCAGGAUGUUCUCAGCCAGACUAUCGUUUAAGGCUCUGGAGCUAGGGAGGCCAAAGUGGAAUUACAAAUGGCUCUCACAAGUGUCUGCAUCAACGUCUCGUCUUCAGGUUUUGGACAAAGGUGGAGUUCGUCACAUUACAUUAGCGGAUCCCAAAACAAGAAAUUCACUGUCUCUGAAAAUGGUGCAGGAGUUGCAUGCUGCUGUGACUCGAGAAGAUCCCGCUCUGCGAUGUAUCAUACUGGGAGCGCAAGGCAAAGUCUUUUCAGCUGGCCAUAAUCUAAAGGAGCUGACACUGAAGGAAGGCCGUGAUUACCACCAGAAAGUGUUCGAUGCAUGCACAGAGCUGAUGCUCACCCUGCAGAAUAUACCGGUUCCUGUUGUUGCCAAAGUCAAUGGUAUUGCUGCUGCUGCUGGGUGCCAGCUUGUGGCCUCCUGUGACAUUGUUAUAGCUACACACAAUUCCUCCUUCUCAACACCUGGUGGAAGUGUUGGUAUAUUCUGCUCUACACCUGGUAUUCCACUGGUGAGGAGUGUUCCACGAAAAGUAUCUGCUCACAUGCUGCUCACGGGCCUGCCCAUCACAGCGGAAGAAGCUCUACGUGCUGGUCUGGUGUCGAAACUUGUCUCCGAGAAUGAACUAGAGACCGAGACUCUGAGAACAGUUGAAGCAAUCACUCAUAAAAGUAAAGCAGUGAUUGCACUGGGCAAGAAAUUCAUGUAUAAGCAAAUGGAGAUGGGAAUUGAGGAAGCAUACAGUGAAGGAAGCUGUUUGAUGGUAAACAAUGUUAAUAUGAAGGAUGGACAAGAGGGGAUAGGCAGCUUUAUAGAGAAGCGGAAGCCCAGCUGGUUCCAUUCAGACGAGUAAAAUAUUAGUUUGGUUACCCCAAAACAUACAGUAAUGUUGUCCCAAUAACUACAACUACAAAGUUUCUUACGUACAUAUAAAUUGGCAGUCAGUUAACAAAGUCAAAUGAUUCGAAGAUGGUUCUGUAUCUUUCAAAAUCUUGUAAGUGGCUGUAUCUGGUAAUUUGUUAACACCUUUCCUGGCCUGGCGGGCCACCCGCAUUGAACCACAAGGUAGGCCGGGCAUUCUUGAGGUUAUCUUGAGAUGAUUUCGGGGCUUUAGUGUCCCCGCGGCCCGGUCCUCAACCAGGCCUCCUUCCCCAGGAAGCAGCCCGUGACAGCUCACUAACUCCCAGGUACCUAUUUACUGCUAGAUAACAGAGGCAUCAGGGUGAAAGAAACUCUGCCCAAUGUUUCUCGCCAGGGCCCGGGAUCGAACCCGGGACCACAGGAUCAUGCGUCCAGUGUUCUGUCUGUUCAGCCGCCCCUAUUGCUGGUGAAUACUGAACAUUGCUGGUGAACACACAACCCAAUGUUAAAAACUGUCACUCUCAAUGUUUAUACUUAUUACUAAGAAUAAGCAAAAAUUAAUGGAUGACGGUGUUGACGUCAUGCCCCGAACUGAGCGUGUUGUUUUGAUGACUGUGAUAAACAUCAUCAUGACAUCAAAGUGUUAAAAUUUUAUUAGUCCGUUUAUUGUUACGUGUUGUAUCAUGAGCUAUCAUCCAGCUGUUUUAACCUCUUUAUUUGAUGUCUUAAUAACCAUCUAUACUGUUGAAGAAGAUCUAUGAAUUUUACUACAUGUAUAUUGUAAUUUUAUAACUAUUAUAAACUAUUCCUCAAAAUUUCCAAUUAUUUUCUGUCUAAGACAAUUGUAGCUUAGUAAAAAUGGAAUUUUUAAUUAGAGGUGACAGAAUAAGAACCGAGAGUACAGAAGUAGAGUUAGUGAGUCUUAAGGCAAUAAACAGACAAUUCUGAACAAUACGCAGAGAUAAUACUGUACUAGUAAUGGUUGAAAAGUGCAGAGAAUGUUUAAAGUUUUGUAACAUGAUACAUUUUGGGGCGCCUGACAGCUGAGUGGACAGCACUUCGGAUUCGUAGUCCUGAGGUUCCGGGUUCAAUCCCCAGUGGAGGCGCAGACAAAUGGACAAAAGGUUUCUUUCACCCGGAUGCCCUGAUCACC